CCGAAUACUUCUCGCAAACAUGUGGAUCAUUGACUGGUUUUGGGAUGUUCUGUCCUCGCUUGGACUCAUGAACAAGCAUGCCAAACUCCUUUUCCUUGGACUUGACAAUGCAGGAAAGACCACGCUGCUACAUAUGCUCAAGAACGACAGAGUCGCUGUCCUCCAGCCGACUCUCCACCCCACCUCCGAGGAGCUCUCGAUAGGAAACGUCAAGUUCACAACCUUCGACCUUGGAGGCCACGCACAAGCUCGACGACUCUGGCGCGAUUACUUCCCUGAAGUUUCCGGUAUUGUCUUCCUCGUUGACGCCAAGGACCAUGAGCGUCUCUCCGAAUCCAAAGCAGAGCUCGACGCUCUUCUGGCUAUGGAAGAGUUGAAGAACACCCCCUUCGUCAUUCUCGGAAACAAGAUUGACCACCCCGACGCCAUCUCUGAGGACCAGCUCCGUUCCGCGCUCGGACUAUACCAGACAACGGGUAAGGGCAAGGUACCACUCGAGGGUAUCCGACCGGUUGAGGUCUUCAUGUGCAGUGUGGUCAUGAGGCAAGGUUACGGAGAGGGUAUUAGGUGGUUGAGCCAGUACGUCUAGGCGCAAACUUCCAGUAACCAGAAGGACGUCAGUUUGGCGCAAAGCAGAACAGAAAGCAGAGGGAGAGCAUGUGACACUUUAGCUCUUUCGAUGGAACGAGCUAGAUGCAAGUACAAAACAUGAUUGUCAAACGUAUGUUAGAUGUACUCUUAUGGGCG
This is a messenger RNA of Alternaria alternata, 747 nucleotides long. Its product is annotated as GTP-binding protein. Bases 20 to 589 code for a protein of 189 amino acids. NCBI's taxonomy places the organism in Eukaryota, Fungi, Ascomycota, Dothideomycetes, Pleosporales, Pleosporaceae. Gene Ontology annotation, molecular function: GTP binding; GTPase activity. The transcript is spliced from 7 exons. Gene Ontology annotation, biological process: endoplasmic reticulum to Golgi vesicle-mediated transport; vesicle organization; membrane organization. Gene Ontology annotation, cellular component: endoplasmic reticulum exit site; COPII vesicle coat. The record is from RefSeq and is a predicted model, not a curated record.